Molecule: messenger RNA, 2832 nt
Organism: Hydractinia symbiolongicarpus
Lineage: Eukaryota; Metazoa; Cnidaria; Hydrozoa; Anthoathecata; Hydractiniidae
Product: beta-galactosidase-1-like protein 2
Exons: 18
Coding region: 64-2097 (677 amino acids)
Biological process (GO): carbohydrate metabolic process
Cellular component (GO): vacuole
Molecular function (GO): beta-galactosidase activity
Source: RefSeq, a predicted model, not a curated record
UGUGAAUUUUCUUUUCUUUUUUUAGAUUUUGAAAAAUUAUUAGGUGUCAUAAGUACAGGCAACAUGCCAGAUAUGAUUCAAACUGGUAGAUUUCGAUGUUAUCCAAAGAUCCUGCAUUUAGUGUUGUUAUCUAUUCUUCUUGGAACUUUUGUGUAUGUGUUUUCAAUUAAUAAAUAUUUUUCGAAAAUUGAUGUCCAAUCUAAAGCUGUUGCACCAGAAGGACUUCGAAUUAAAGGGAAAAAUUUCACACUUCGAAAAAAGCCAUUUAGAAUAUUAAGUGGAUCGUUGCACUACUUCCGUGUUCCUUUUUCGGAUUGGGAUGACAGGUUGCUUAAAAUGAAGUCAAUGGGACUAAACACUGUGGAUAUAUACAUCCCAUGGAAUUUACAUGAACCAGUUCCAGGACAAUUUACAUUUGAAGAUAAUUUGGAUAUAGGAUCUUUUUUAAGAGUUGUUGCAGCUUAUGACAUGUGGGCAAUUGUUCGUCCUGGUCCGUAUAUAUGUUCAGAAUGGGAUCUUGGUGGAUUACCAAGUUGGUUACUAAGAGACGAAAAAAUGAAGUUACGUUCAACAUAUCCUCCUUUCAUGAGUGCUGUCACUCGAUAUUUUAACAAACUCCUUCCUCUUAUUGUCCCUUUUCAAUUUAGUCAUGUUGGUCCAAUAAUUGCAUUCCAAAUUGAAAACGAGUAUGGCGUUUAUGGAGAAGAUAUUGAAUAUCUUAAGGCGUUAAAACAACUUUAUGAAGAUAAUAAACUAAGCGAGAUGUUCUUUGUUUGUGAUAAUGAAGAUGGUUUGGGAAAAUAUAAAUUAGAUGGAGUGUUACAAACGAUUAAUUUCAUGUCGAAAAACUCGAAACGGAUGAUGGACAAGCUGCUUGAAUUCCAGCCAGAUAAACCAAUUUUUGUGACAGAAUUCUGGGAUGGUUGGUUUAAUCAUUGGGGUGAAAAAUAUCACAAAGUUGAUGAACACAAACUUGCAAACACGGUGAAAGAAAUGUUACAAAGAGGAGCAUCAUUCAACCUUUACAUGUGGCAUGGUGGUACAAAUUUUGGUUUUAUGAAUGGUGCCAAUGCAAAUGAUGACGGUUCAAAUUAUCAAUGCGAUAUCACAAGUUAUGAUUAUGAUGCUCCUGUAUCAGAAACAGGUGUUUUACGUUCGAAAUUCGAAACUUUAAAAGAUGUCAUUAAAAAGCAUUCUCCUCCAGGGAUAGUUCCAAAAAUGUUGCCAUGGGUACAAGAUCAUGAUGGCUACACUGCAUAUGGUGAUAUUAAAUUCAGCAGCUACAUUCCAUUAGAAGAUAUUAAAACGAAGAAUCUUAUUAGUGCAAUUUUGCGCCGAAACCCUUGCAGUAUGGAGAUGCUACCGAUAAAUAACAACGCAGGUCAAUCGUAUGGGUAUGUUUUAUAUGAAAGUGAAGUUCAACAACCAGGAACAUCGUUAAUGAUUUCAAAAGUAAAAGAUUUUGCUGUGGUUUUAAUUAACGGUCAAGUGGUUUAUACAAGUAGCAGUAAAUUCGAACCCAAUAUCAAAGUCAAUGUUGAUGGACAUUUUAAAAGUGGCGUUGUUAACACGAUUCAAAUACUCGUCGAAAAUUCUGGCAGGGUGAAUUAUGGGAAAGAUAUAAAUAACCAAAGAAAAGGAAUUCUUGGAAAGGUUGAGCUAGAUAAUAAUCUCAUAUCAAAUUGGAAAAUUUAUCCAUUAGAAUUUCGUUCCGAUUGGAUCACGAAGUUAUCGAAAGACGAGUCAGCUUGGAACACAUUCGGCACGAAAGAUAAAAAGACAACAUUUCAAACGAAAGUACCAACUAUAUACAGAGGCAACAUGUUCGUUCAUAGUUUUCCACGUGAUACAACCCUCAAGCUACCUGGUUGGUUUAAAGGCGUAGUGUUUGUCAAUGGGCAUAAUAUUGGACGAUAUUGGAACAUUGGUCCACAGAAGACAUUGUUUGUGCCCAACAUGUGGUUGUUUCGAAAUAAUAACACAGUAAUUCUGUUCGACAUGCAUGGAACUCCUACGGUGACUAAAGACUAUCCCACAAUUGAGUCGACGUAUGAACACGACUUAGGUGAAAAAGAUGCUGUUGAAUUCUUGCUUUAGCUGCACCUGUAAAAGUGGGUGCGUACAUCACAUAUUACGACACAACGCUCCCGCGUUUCUCAUAGUUUUUCAUGGAAACGAAGAAAACGUCACCUCUUUAAUCUGAUAUGAGGUGCUUGCAUGAGAGACUGUAAAUCCACGAUGGCAACAUAUACGCCAUGUUUCUCAGGCUGAUGAAAAUGUCAAGUUUAUAUGAAACAUUACGACGUUGGACAUUUUACCAUCAUCAACAGGGAUAAAUUCUUACAAAUUGAGCAAAAAAAUUUCAACAGAAGCCAAAAAAUGAAAAUGGUUUUAGUCCACGGAUAUGACUACCCGUCACGACACAGAAAUAAAAAACGACAUUUCAAGUCGUGUUGGGACGAUUUGAAAUGCCUUUUUUAUAAUUUUUAAAAUUAUUAUCUUGACGUCACUACAAAGCUGUAUACAUUUCUUUUAUAAGAACCAUAUGAAAUUUGACUUCAUCUUUAUCGAAAUAGAUUUUAAUCUAAACCAGUACCAAAAUUUCUGCUCCGCUUCAUAUUACAUAUUAAUAUGCGCAAAAUAUUCAAUCGGCAUAAUGAAGGCGAUUAAUUACAAGCUUUUCGUCAUUUUUGCUCACCCGUACGAGUGGAUAAUUACGGUUUUUAAACUUAAAUUUGUUUUAGAUCUUACAACGAACAUUAUAUAUAUUUAUUGAUUGUAUUAUUUAUUUCCAACAUUAAAUUUUUGAUCUUAUUGUCUUAUUUGUUUUGU